Molecule: messenger RNA, 721 nt
Organism: Syngnathus typhle (broad-nosed pipefish)
Lineage: Eukaryota; Metazoa; Chordata; Actinopteri; Syngnathiformes; Syngnathidae
Gene: trmt112
Product: tRNA methyltransferase activator subunit 11-2
Exons: 4
Coding region: 111-482 (123 amino acids)
Biological process (GO): peptidyl-glutamine methylation; rRNA (guanine-N7)-methylation; tRNA methylation
Molecular function (GO): protein heterodimerization activity
Source: RefSeq, a predicted model, not a curated record
CAUGGGAAACGUUUAAGCGACGUAAUUUCCGGUCCACAUGUCUGACUUCACUCCGACGUACUAUUGAAUUUAUUCAACGUUCUCAUAAAAAAAAAUUGAUUUGCGUUAACAUGAAGCUUCUUACGCAUAACAUGCUGACUUCUCACGUCAAGGGCGUCACCAACGGAUACCCGCUGCUAAUCAAGCCAACGGAGGUGAAAGUGAACGAGGUGGACUUCAACGCGCAAUUUGUCAGCCGUAUGAUUCCCAAGCUGGUAUGGAGCGCUCUGCUCCAAGCUGCAGAGGAGUUGGGUCAGCGACAAGACCUGCCCGGUGAACUGGUAGCUGACUUUGAACACAAUGAGGAGUUCCUCAAGAAAGUACACAGAGUUCUCUUGGAGGUGGAGGUGAUGGAGGGCUGUCUGCAGUGUCCCGAGUCGGGGCGACAGUUCCCCAUCACCAAAGGGAUCCCCAAUAUGCUACUCAAUGAAGACGAAGUGUAGGCACACACAGACACACACACACACACACACACACACACACACACACACACACACACUGACUGACUCGAUGUGUGUGUUUUUUGAAAACGGAAGUUGAACUGUUUUGCAAUGAUGUCAAGAAAAGAUCAGAUCAUUUUUACUUUUUCCCAGCCAAAUGGAAAUUCAAUGCCCUGUUCUUUUAUCUGUAUUUAUUUUUGUACCCGCCCUCCUUUCCAAUAAACCCUUAGAUUCCAUUGACA